UCCGAGCAUGUAUUGAGUUUCUAUAUCGGAACCGAUUAAACAUGAAUUUCAUCACGAAAUGAGUAGAGUUGUUGCGGUACGGUAUUUAUGUCAAAACCAUAUUCAGCUGUCAAACGGGGGCCGGUUGAUUCAUAUCGAUCUGAGCAUUUGAAAAGGCAAGUUGAUUGUUGUGAAUAUUGUUCGAUUUACAGUGAUUGUUUUAUUCGUUUUUUGUUCAAAUUAAGUAAUUUAGUUAGUGUUUUUAGGUAGAAAAUACAUGAUAUCGAAUUAGUUUUCCUCAUUUUGAUUUUUCGUUUGGUGGUGAUUGUACACAAAGUGGCUAACAUUUUACCGUGCUUGCGAUUUGUGUUCCGAAAACAAUCAAUCCAAUUGUUUAAAUGUCGAACAAAUUACGACCUGCCUAAAAAAAUGAACAUAUAAUAUGAUGAAAUUUGCUCUUUUUUGUGAAUCUCAAUCAUCUAAUCAAUUUCUCAUGAAUUUGUUCAAUUUUUUUUUUGUUUAAAAGCUAUUCAUCAUGGCCCGUGGAGCCCGUGGAUCUCGCGGUGGAAGCGAUGAGAGAUUCACAACAGUGAAACUGGCUCUACGAACAAUCAUCCAGAAACCGUAUCGGCUGAUUUUGACAACAGUGAUUUGGGAAAUGAGCAUGAUGGCAACGCUAAUCUCACUUCUGGCAUCGCUCUAUUUUCUAUAUCUAGUUAAUACGGCGGUCGAUGAUUUCGACAACGACUUUUUCAACAGCAAUGGUGAUGAAAUCAUCAAAAUGUGCUUCCAAGGUGUGCUCCGGCAAAAUUACACCAAUGAUCGAAUGUUUAUAGUCCCAGGUUUCCGGCAAAUUGUUAUCAAAAUUCUCGGCGAAUGGUUUCCGUGGCCAACGAACAGAUUUUUCGGCAACACAUUCAAAUACCUGUACGAGCAAUAUGCCACAAACGUCAAGACCAACCUCAAAACGCAUUGCGAAAAGCGUUUGAGAAAGUUCUUCAAAAUGCGUUGCUACGAAUUGAACCACAUGUGUCUGUGUGGAGAUCUCGAGUUGGACGAAUUAUUCGAUGGUGACGACAUCAAAAAUGCCAUCAACUACACAUACAAAAGGAGAGAUUCAACGUGUGGCAAUGCGAAUGCCAUACGGAAAUUGGAAAUACUGUUGGCGGAGAUGUAUUGGAUAGGAGCACCUCACAGACCAGAUGAUCCACACCCAUUCAACAUCAGAGAAUUCGUUGAACUCAAUUGGUUCCAAGCAUUGCGCAUGUUCAUGAAUAUACAGCGUGAUAUUCAUAACUUUCACCUCUCGUUUGCCAAUCUACGCCAAAGUUGGAAUCUGUUCCGAAAAUAUCCGCUCUAUGUGCAACAGCCAGAAUUCCCAGAGCCGCCUGAAAUCACCACCUUCACAGUAAAUCCGAAGUGCACAUUCCAGCGCCGACACGUGAAAAUUGAUACGGAUGCAUUGCACAAUAUUUUAUGUGGCAUCAAGGCAAUGCCGCGGACAAAAGGCACUCGAGUCUUACGAAACGGCGAAUACCAACAGCGCUGGAUCUCACAGACUGAAUUCAAGGAGAGAGGAGGCUGGCGUUUGUUUUUCAACAUGGAUGAAAUUAUCAAGUUAGUCAAGAAUAAGAAGGGAUUCGGCGAUUCGAUAAUAUCAGAUGGUGUGUCAGCGUCGGUGUUAUUCAAAUUGCCGAAACAGAGCAAAACUGUUGCUGAUGAAGAUGAGGCCGAAACCAAACGAAAAUAUUUCGCAGGCGAAUUCGCGUAUGCAUUGGGAAUUGAUCCAGGCAUGCGAACCUUUAUUGCGUCGGUCCGCCUCGAUCUAAAGACCGGCGAAGAGACCAACGAGAAGAUUUCGUUCAAACAAUACCAUCUGAAAUCGAAACAAGAUGCGCGCAACAUUAAAGCCGAACGAAUGACACGAGUCUUCACGUAUGACGAACAAGCGGACUUCAAACGUAUCGCCGCAGAGAUUGGCCAGACACCAUCGCCACGGAACAUCUCUUGGCGCCAUUACAUCGAACAUCGCCUGCGAAUGUCCCAAGAUGGUAUCGCGGCAUACAGUCAGAAAAACCAUGCACGCUUACGUUUGGAAAAACACAUUGAAUGGCAUCGUGCAAUUGAUCUCAUCGCCGGUAAGCUGGUACAUUUCAAGACAGCUAUCAUCAACAUCAGCCGAAAUUUCACCAAAUUGCCCGAUCCGAAUCAAAAAGUACGUGCGGUGUCCAGGCGUUCGCAAGCUGAUUGCAGCCUUCAAAAGACGUGGCAAUUGUGUCGUUCGGUUGGUGGAUGAAUACAUGACAUCGCAACAUUGUGCCCGAUGCUUCAAACGGUUCCCGAUAUGGACGAAGAGCAAACGAUACAAGAAGUGCAACGAUUGCCAUCCAGAUGAACGUGUUGGACUUCCGAGAACCAUCUAUACGAACGUGAGCAAACGAGUGUUACAAAUGCAACGGAAAAUCAUGCGUACAUGGGAGGAAAUGCGCGACCAAGGUGAUGCUAUUGCAGCCAUUCUAACCCAACGAAAUUCAGGACGUUUGGUGUCAAAGAAGCAACGCUUCUUCAAAACCUGGCAACCAAAUGCUGCUGAAAACGCUGGAACAGAAGACGCUGCACAAUCACGCAAGUUGCUCAAAUCACUUUGGCAUCGGGACAUAUCAGCAGCCAAACUGAUCAUGUACAAAGGUCUUUGCACGCUGCUUGACAUUCCGAUACAUCCAGCAUUGCUGCGACGACCAGAUGACGACGACGUUCCACUCAAUCCAUAAAUCAAAAUCCAGCGUUUAGCAUUAAAUUUUUUUUUAACAAAUAUUUUCUAACAGUUUAUUAGAGUUCUCAAGCCUUGCACUUAGUGGGCUAUUUUAAGGUUUAUAAGGUGUCUAACUUUAUUUACCGCAGUACAUGAGUGGUUUUAUAGACGUUAUUUGAUGAUCAGAAUGAGUCGUGUUCAUUUUCCGGUUUGACAAUGUCGCCGCAUUCUUUGGAUAUGACUUGUUCAAUGCAUCAUAUCACG
Molecule: messenger RNA, 2995 nt
Organism: Sitodiplosis mosellana (orange wheat blossom midge)
Lineage: Eukaryota; Metazoa; Arthropoda; Insecta; Diptera; Cecidomyiidae
Exons: 4
Coding region: 515-2275 (586 amino acids)
Source: RefSeq, a predicted model, not a curated record